This is a messenger RNA of Saccharomyces eubayanus, 1029 nucleotides long. It is a transcript of the gene PEX19, whose product is annotated as Pex19p. Gene Ontology annotation, biological process: protein import into peroxisome membrane. The record is from RefSeq and is a predicted model, not a curated record. The coding region runs from base 1 to 1029 and encodes 342 amino acids. NCBI's taxonomy places the organism in Eukaryota, Fungi, Ascomycota, Saccharomycetes, Saccharomycetales, Saccharomycetaceae. The transcript has a single exon. Gene Ontology annotation, cellular component: peroxisomal membrane; peroxisome.
AUGAGUGGUAACGAGCACGAUGAUUUUGAUGACUUGGAUGACCUUUUGGAUGAAGACCCAAGCAAACUAGAUGAAUUCGAUCCGGAAAAUCAACAAACAGAACAAUAUGUGGGCAACGACAGUGGAAACAAAGAAAGAAGCGCCAGAGAUAAAGGUGGUGAUAGUUCAGGGGCAGGUAAUACGUCUGAAGAAGAUCCGGAAUUGAAAGAAAUGAUGACAGAUUUACAACAUGAAUUUGCAAAUUUAAUGAAACAAAAUGGUAAUGAGAAUUAUGCCAAGACAGAAGACUUUAACAAGCUAGUGAGUGCUCUAGAGGAGGCUACCAAGAUUCCUCGUGAAGGCUCUGAUUUGGCUUCUAAUGAUUUGAAAACCGAUAAUAAUGUUAAGGGGUCUGUCAGUGGAAACAGUCCAGGGUUCAAAAGCAUCGUCUCAAAUACACUGGAUAGGCUAAAAGACAACGGUAAUAAAGUAGACACAUCACUAGCAGAAGAAAGUAAAGAAUCCAAACGCAGUGGUCAAAACAGUAAUGUAGAUGACAUAUUGUCACAAUUGCUAGACCAAAUGGUUGCAUCCGGAGGAAAUGACAAUGGAGAUGAUCAAUUUGACGUAAAGGACGGCGAAAUGGAUGAUGCGAUAACGAAGAUACUUGAUCAAAUGACGUCGAAGGAAGUGCUGUAUGAACCCAUGAAGGAGAUGCGUAGUGAAUUUGGGACAUGGUUUCAAGAAAACGGCGAAAAUGAAGAACAUAAGGAGAAGAUAGAUGUUUACAAGAGACAAUUUGAUAUAGUAAAGCAAAUUGUAGGUAUUUACGAGUUAAAGGAUUAUGAAGAAUUAAAGCAUAAAGAUCGUGUUACCGAAUUGCUAGACGAACUAGAACAAUUGGGUGAUAACCCUAUUAGAAGUGGAAACAGUCUUUUAAAGAGUGGGAACGAAGAGGAGGAUCUCAUGAAAAUGUUAGAAGUCGAUGGCAAUGAUCCUAAUUUGGGGAACCUCGAUAAGGAAUUGGCUGAUGGUUGUAAACAGCAAUAA